CCCAACCAAGAUGUCGCGGUCGAUCAGAUCAAGUGGAUUUAUCGAUCAUGGGUAGUCCAUCUAAUCGAGGCUGUUUAUUAAUCACAAUGAUCAAUACUUAGAGGUAACGCCUCUUCAGCCUGCUUCACAGGAUUAUACCUGAAGGGAUGUUGGUGACUGUUGUUAUGUUUAUUUAAAAUGGCGGAGACAGGCCUUGCAGUUUUGUUGAACUGGAGGCAGUUUUCAAGCUUGCAGAAAUUACUCAUUCUAGCAUCGUUGAUUCUCUUAGCAUCAUUCCUGUCAUCACAUGGAACUCUUAUGCUGUCGUUUGUGUCUGCUGUGGGUGGAGGAAUAUAUCUCACUAAUCAGUUCCUUCUUCAUGAGAAGGCAUCAUUGUAUGCAGAACAAUUUUUUUACAUACUGGAGUCUGCAUACAUUGAAUUGGUGUCAACGUUUUCAAAAGCCAAACAAGUAGUUGUUGGCAAUACAUUUGAAACGCCUCAUUCAUCUGUGUCAUCGGAAAUAAUUAAUGAACUAAAAUGUAUUUAUGAUUCUGAAGUAGAAAAACCUCAGGAUGGUUCAUCAAUGGUCAAAAUGUCUACUUCACUAAGGUUGGAAAUGAACUCUAUCCAACUAUUAAUUAUUCGAGAUUUUGUUCGGUCAUGGUAUGCUGAUUUUUCUUAUGAUGCCCAAUUUCUGAAAGAGGUGAAGUGUGUUCUGCAAGAUGUGUUCAGUGUGGUGGCUUUACGUUUAUCCCAUCAAAAUUCCAAGCUCAUUGCUUCAAGAGUCAUACAAUUGUAUCGUGUUCACCUGACUUUGUUUCAGAAAGCAAAGUCUUCCUUUGAAAGUCAUCAAAUACAUCCAAAAACUAAAGUGCCCCUUGAUUCUAAAGUGAAGCGACAUUCAUCUGUUGAUGAAGCUUUUGAAAAUGUAUGUUCUUUUCAUGUAGCACUGGAAAAUGAAGAAAUGGAACUGAAUUACAUUCGAGGGGUUGUUUCAAUAGUGGUGUUUUCUUUGCUACAAAGAGAAGUAAAGGAAGGCCCUUGUUCACGAACACUUCUUGUAGAAAUUUUGAGUAAUCAAGUGCUUUUACCCAUCAUGCAAAUGAUGUCAGAGCCUGAUUGGUUGACCGAAAUCAUAAUUCGGUUAACAUCUGAUGAAAAAGUAUCAAGUCGGUCAAGUGUUGGGGAUUUUUCUGAGGACGUUAUACCACCAGCAGAAGUUGAAAAAACUGAGACAGAUUUUAUUUUACAAAGACCUCUUUCCUCCAUUACUGAAAAUCAAUUUGAUUCUUCUCAAGUCUUUCAUGACUGUAUUCCAGAGGACAUUGACAAAGUUUCCAGUAAACAACUAACAAAAGAUGUUGAUUCUGAGAGCAAAAAUGUCCCUGAGGCUGAUGUCUGUGACAUGCGUCAACGUGUUAGUGAUGAAAGUACAAAAUGUGUACCUUCGUCUGUGACCAAAAUGAAGAGUCAGUCUCUUUCACCUUCUUUACCAUCAGACAGUAUAGGUUCAGAUACAAUUGUUUUGAAUGAUUCGACUGCUGAUUUAAAUAGCACUGUUGUCAACGGAGAUGUGACAGUCACCUCACAUAAUAUUAGUCAUAGUCCACCUUGUGCGGGACACAUUCCCAUGCAUGACACUAAUCCUUUUUUCAAAAAUUUCAGAGAAGAAGCAAAUGAAAUGGUGUCUCAGUCUGAUUUAGACGGUGGUAGCUCGGUUGUGCCGGAAAGUCAGUCUGGAACUGAUAAUGAAUCUGUUGAUAGUUCUGGUGAGUUUCUCUUGGAUCCACAAGCGAUUUUAUCUUUUGGCCGUAAUAGUUCAGUGACUUCCCUUGAAUCUGACUCUUCUAGUUCCCUUAAACACAGCAGUUCAUUAAUGAAUUCCACGGAGUCGGAAGGCGGCAGUGAGUCAGUUCACAGUUCUUUCCCAAAGUUUUCUUCUUUAAAAAGUUUCUUUGUGGAUUCCUUGAAGCCAAGUGGCAUUCAGAACCUGAAGAAACCACGGACGUUAUCACUUUUUUCUUCAAAGCAGAAAGGAAAAGAAAGCGAGCCUCAGAAUGUUCCACCCUGUGCGCCACAAGUUUUGGUGGAUGGGGUCCCAGUGGAAGAGGCGAACAGGAAAAUGUCUUCUUCUAUUUCUUCAUUUCCGUCAAUCUCCUCAAAUGGAGAUCAUCAGCAUUAUGGGUCAGGAAGUGACUCGGAGAACACACCCAGUCCGGGGUUUUUCUCUAGUAUGAGACCCUUUUUUGGAAUGUCUUCUUCUCAUUAUGAAGUCAGUCAUCAGAGUCCAGCAGAGUUGUCAGAGGAAUCGCCACUACCCACGCCUUCCCCCACCACACAUGCGGACCACAUUCUUGACUCAAUAUCUGAAGGAAAGGAUAUAGAAGAUUCUGAGUCUACGAUAACCAAACCAAGAGGAUUGUCCACAUCAUAUGUUGUGGAUGACAGGCGGAUAUUUCAAGACGUUGCCAUUCCCAACACGGAAAUUUCAACUGAAUACCGCAGCUCUGCCCAGUAUUGCCUUUACAUCAUUGAGGUAAGCUUUUGAUUUUUUAUAACAAUAUAACUCAGCAAUUUGCAAGGAGAGUAAGGCCUUUCUUUUUUUUAUUUUGAAAAGUAACAUUGAAAGAGUAUUUUAGAAUUUCUCUAUAUAUUCCGUGUCACUGCGGAAAUGUUGAGUGAUGGAAAAUAAUUGUCUCCCUUUUCUUGCCUCCUUCCUCAAACCACCUACAAGAAUUCAUGCCACAGUCAAUUUAAGAUUGUUGUUUGAAUGUCAAGGAUUAGUCAUUGAUCCAUCAUCUAUUAAUAAUUAUUCUAUAGCCUACUACACACAGCUUCCUGAUUUUUCUUGGGUGAUAGUUUUUUUUUUCUGACUUGAGGUGUGUCACUGGCUCAGUUGGAGGUAUCACUGUACUGGGGUGUGGGUGACCCAGGUUCAAGACCUAAUGGGGCAUUUUAAAAAUAGUUUGUGGUGUUUGGCUCUCCAUCGUCCAUCUACCUGGCAGACUCUUGUCAGAGACUACAAACAUUGAGAUCUUACUACUGAAUUUCUUGAACUACCAAGCAUUGUUGAACCAAAAAUGAAAAAUAAUAAUUUACUUGAUGCACAAUUGGAAUUUUGUGCUUUCCUAUUCUUUUUAGAUUAAAUUUUAAUUAAUUUGGUCUGCAGUUUGAAUAGAAAGCAGUGCAUUUAGUUAAAGACUGGAUUGAAUAGAGUCAUGUUGUGGCAUGAGUUUCAGAGUUUGUGACAAUCAAGUCUCAUAACGUACAUGAUUCGGAGUGAGCUUGCACUCUAUUUUCUGACAGGGUUGUCCUUGUUUGUUUUAAAGCUCUGGUGCCUCGAAAGAUAUGCUUCCCCCAUAUAUGCACCAAGUGUAUAAUGAGGUUCUCAGUUUCCCCAAAGUACCAGAUGUAUUGCAAUGUUCUCAGGUUUCUUUUAAACUUGGACUUCUCUGAAAGUCGAUAGUGUGCUUAGUAGUUUGGCAAUCUGAAGUAGUAAAAUUUUCCUCAGAAGACUAAAAAUGAGAUUGAUCUAGCUGUUAAUUCUGUAGACGUUAAGUUUAUGGUAUUAUAAAGCUUGUUCUUACAAAUAAAUGUAUAUACAUAUAAUGUCAUUUUGCCGUGGUGUGUUGCUAUAAUUUUAGGAAAGAAUAGGGCCUAAUGAGCAAGGGUAAUAUAAAAAUUUAGCCUAGGUUUUUAUUUUGAUACAUGAGAGUAAUAAUAAAUAAUAAAUAGCAUUUGUAUAGCGCAUCCCCGCUCAACAGCAGGCUCUAUAGAUGCGCUUUACACUAUAUUAUGUAGAUGUAUUUUUAACCUUUUAAAUAUGCCAAAUUGGGGGUGUUUUUGGUAAUUUUUUGGGGUUAAUGUUGAAGAAGGUAAACAAAGGCUACAAAGCUUGUCAUAUGAUUACAUAAAUAUGCCUAUUAUUUUUGCUCUAAUACCUAAUACCUAAUGUUGGAGUACUUUUACGGUUGACAGAGAUUUGAGUCCCAUUCACACCAUUCUUGGGUUUGGGUGAUCCAAUGAAUUUUCCUGUUUCUUCACCCACUCUGUCCAGUCCAUUUUCAGAUGACAUGAAAGAAAUCGCUUGUACUGAGACUGUGUUAUAAUUUGUGUUAUCGUGGAUCUCAAAUAUCUGCCUUACAUAUUUUCCUGAUUGUCCUCCCCUAUCAACGCUUAUUAAAUUUUAGUGUACUUUCAAAUGUGUAACUUAACUACCGCGGUACCCUGGUACAUUGUAACAGUUUUUUCUCCCCGUCGUACAUUAUAAAGUAUUACAAUGUCAUCCUUCUUUGGGACACACAGGGCACAACGUCAUCUUUCCUCAUGAGUUAUAUUUAUGGUAUGUCAUCUUUCUUUAAGACACUGGAGGCACUGUGCCAUCUUUCCUUGGGACACUAGAGAUACAAUGUCAUCUGCACUUUUUUGUCAUACACACUAGAGAAUGUUUUCUUUCCAUGGGAUACUAGAGGUGCAGUGCCGUCUUUCCUUGAGACUAGAGAUACAAUGUCCUUCUUUCCUUCUUUUUCAUACACACUAGAGAAUGCCAUUUUUCCUUGGGACACUAAGCCUUGAGAUACAAUAUUAUGAUCUUUUUAUCUUUGUUAUUCACUUGAGAAUGCCAUCUUUCUAUGGGUCAUCAGUACUAGAAGUACAAGACAAUUUCAUCUUUCCUUAGGACACAAGGUACAAUGUCAUGUCUCAUUCAUACGCUAGGUACAAUCACAGUGUCCUCUCUCCUUGGGUCACUAAAUACAAUGUCCCCUCUCCUUGGGUCACUAGGUACAAUGCUGUCUCUUCUUAGGUCACUACUAAAGGUACAAUGUCAUCUUUCUACGCUGGGCACAUGUACAAUAUUGAAAUGCCAUUACCCGUAUUGAAGUCAGUGAAAUUCAGUUAGACUGAUAAAUGGUUUCAAGAGGGUCAGAAUUACGAAAUUAUGAAAGAGGCUUUACAUGUUUUAUGCAAUUUCUUUACAUAUAUUGGGUCUGAACUGUAUUUGUCUGAAACUCAUGAAAGACAGUGGAAAACCGUAUCAUAAAAACAACUUUACGAAACACUUAAAACAUGUGGUACAUAAUCUGUGGGGGUUCUCAUGGCCUAGAGGUUAAGGUGUGCGCCUCUCAUUCAAUAGGUCGAAUCCAGAUA
Molecule: messenger RNA, 5129 nt
Organism: Aplysia californica (California sea hare)
Lineage: Eukaryota; Metazoa; Mollusca; Gastropoda; Aplysiida; Aplysiidae
Exons: 1
Coding region: 178-2529 (783 amino acids)
Cellular component (GO): intracellular membrane-bounded organelle
Molecular function (GO): phosphatidylinositol binding
Source: RefSeq, a predicted model, not a curated record